Echinococcus granulosus is the source of this 771-nucleotide messenger RNA. RefSeq lists its product as hypothetical. The record is from RefSeq and is a predicted model, not a curated record. The transcript has 6 exons. The coding region runs from base 1 to 771 and encodes 256 amino acids. Lineage: Eukaryota; Metazoa; Platyhelminthes; Cestoda; Cyclophyllidea; Taeniidae.
AUGAGCAGAAUGUUCAAGGACGUGCUUCGUGUUUAUCGGCGUGCCUCAACAGGAGCGGAGGCCGGCCUAGCCGCUGUGUGCAGUUCUCCCUUGCACCCAAUCCGACUAAUCGUCUCACGAUUGGUGAAGCAAUGCAGCAGUUCCUCGCCGCCAACGUCGACACCCUCAACGACUGUGCCUCAAAGCUGCGUUCUGCUUGAAGCCGCAAAACUGGUGGCUGAUAAGAGUCAGUCUGUUGCAAUGGCUACACCUCCUACGACUGGUGCGGAUGCAAUCCACCUCCACGAAGGUAACGUGGCGUUAAUUGUCAACCAACACAGUAGAUCCAUGCGUACACUUCGAUGUCGCAAGUGGCGUGAGUGCAGCAGUCCUGUUCUGCCAGCUAUUUAUUCUACACCGACAGGGCAAAGUGCGCUUCAUGUGGAAUUUCUACUAAUUGUAGUAAAUUUGAGCGAUCAAAUCGAGGGAGGAAUCGUAAUUGAAGAAGCCAUCUCCGAUGUUGAUGAAAGAUAUGUGUGUAAAAUAUCAACACUGCCCACAGCUGUUUCCGCAAGUGGAUUCUACCAAGCUUAUGCAACCGAGAGCAUUGCCAUCGAGCCAGGCAGAACUUCUCCAAAUCAUUUGUUAAACCAAGAAGAAAAAGUUUUACUGAAAAAUCGAUGGCGGAGUACCUUAAACGAAGAUGCAGAAAUAGUUAUUUGGGAGUACACUCUUCCAUCAGCAAAUGCUCCACUUGGAAUAUCCGUGGAGACACUGGCCAACAUCGACUGA